AUGCAGAUUAGCACGUUUGCACUGCUACUGGCAGGAGCAGUUACAGCCAAGUCCACAGAAAACGCUCCACGAACUUUGAAUAGGUCGUCGCGGUCACUGAACGAAAGAUCUACUUUAUGUAAUCUUGCGUGGUCCAAUUCUGGUCAUCAAGGAGAGACUGAUUGUUCGGGAGCCGACGUUGUGUUCUCGUCGGUAUCUGGUCGUUAUGAUUCGAAGGUGCAGGAUGCUAUAGCUGAUGAUUCAGUGGAAGUGAUGUGCUAUAUCAGUGUUGGCACCGUAAAUCCGUCGAAUCCUAUACUGGACUUCGAUGAACUCUUAAACUAUAAAUGGGUGCAAAACGAGGAUGAUAAUGGAAAUGGUGGGUAUUGGGGUGACUACUGGUACAAUCCUGAUGAUCUCCCAGCAGUGCUCGAAAUAAUGAAAAAGGUACUGGACAAGGUUAAGGGAUUUGGUUUCACUAUGGUAAGUACUGACAACGCAAAGCCCAGCGAUGUCGUCGCCGAGAACGACAGUAUUGCGGCACGAGCACGACAAAAUCAAGAGAUCGACGAUCGAUAUAUAGAUUACAUGGAGGGAUUAGUUGAGUAUGCGCAUUCCAUUGGCCUCAAGAUAGUUCUGAAAAAUCCAUCUUAUUACAACAAUCACGAUACAGCCGGUCUUUUCGAUGGCUACAUCGUGGAAAGCUUGUUUAACUGGUAUCCUUAUGACAUAAACCUGUACACCACUGGUACGUAUGGAAACUUGUUCGAGCAAGGCAAACCUGUGUGGAUCUUCCAGUACAGUGGGACCAACGGUGUGGAUGACGAAACCCUACAAAAACGUAUGCGAUGUGAACAAGUACCAACAGUUUACUUGGACACUAGCGAUGGAUGGGAAGCACUUAGCCAAUGGAGCAAAACAAUGACCAAUGACGAAUGUAGGGAUGAAGGCAUGGAUCGGUCCCUAUAUUAGCGCACUUUGUGCGCAAAUUAGUAAGUUGUAGCAACAAUUCUAUUUCAUACGUACGCGUAAUCCUAAGGGAUAUACAUAAAUAAACACGCAUCACUCUCCACAG
Molecule: messenger RNA, 1054 nt
Organism: Sphaeroforma arctica JP610
Lineage: Eukaryota; Ichthyosporea; Ichthyophonida
Exons: 1
Coding region: 1-951 (316 amino acids)
Source: RefSeq, a predicted model, not a curated record